This is a messenger RNA of Hemicordylus capensis (graceful crag lizard), 7477 nucleotides long. RefSeq names its product neural proliferation differentiation and control protein 1-like. Gene Ontology annotation, cellular component: membrane. Lineage: Eukaryota; Metazoa; Chordata; Lepidosauria; Squamata; Cordylidae. The record is from RefSeq and is a predicted model, not a curated record. Bases 181 to 1164 code for a protein of 327 amino acids. The transcript has 8 exons.
GUGCACCCUCCCAACUGUUCAUUCAUAAAGAUCCGCAGUCCCUCCCCGCUUUGCCAGAACCAGGUCUUUUCACGCAUUCGGCUAGAUGCCAGCAGCAGCAAAGGGGGACACCCCCUGCUAUAGCUGAGGGGGGGCACUACUCACUCCCACCCACCUGAUUCAUCCGCCCUUUGAAAGGAGAUGUUGAGCAAAGCGAUACGAUGGCUGGGAUUCUUCGCAAUACUGAUAGCUACGGGGGCCAACUGGGAAGCAGACCCCCUCUGCCCUCCCAGGUACAAACUCAACUGCCUGCUAAGGCGACGUAUGGGCUGUGGGCCUGAAGGAGGCCCCAGCUGCGGCCCUUGCUUCCCCAAUCAUGAAGAGGACUCUGGGGGAGACUGUGUGCCAAAGAAGGUCUCUAAGCAUGAAGGCAAAACAAAAACCCAGAAGAGGCCCAAAGAUUUGCCGGCUCUCAUCCGCUCCCUCCUGGCCAAGCAUGAGAAAGGUUUGCAACCUCAGGACAUGGAGAUCACGCUGCCUGGCAGCACUGAGAUGUUUGAACCACCAAACUCCCCCACUCCUUUCUCAACCUUUCCCCCUAUGAAUGCCUCCUAUUCUGUGAGCAGCAUCCCUGAAGCAGCUUCUUCCGAGCCCUAUGAAGAUACCCCAGUUUCAACCACCAUGCCCACAUGGCGAGUGAAAGUGGAUUUCAAGCAACGGUCUCGCCCCCCUGCUCCUAAUUUGAACAAAGCUGUGUCCCUCACUCUGGUGGUGAUGUGUACAGUGACUGGUGUCUCUGGACUGGUGGUUGCUGCCAUCUGCUGGUACAGACUACAGAAAGAGGUACACAUGGCUCAGAAGAUGGCCUACACAGCCACUCGGGGGAACCAGUACCGAUACCAUCAACCCAGUGCAUACAUGGACUCCAGACUAGCUCAGUCUUGCCAGGUUCACCACUAUCAACAUCAGAAGAAACUUCUCACCAGUGAGGAAGUGGAGAAAUGGAGAUCCACAAUCCUCUCUUCGAUACCUCCACCAUACAUCAAUGCCCUCCCUAGGGGCCCACCACCUCUUUCAUACCCUCCACACAUCUCCAUAUCAUGGAUUAAUACGGGGAAGAUUCAGACUCACAAAAGCCUCCUUGCUCCUACGGGAAAACGCUCUUUGUGUAUUCUGCUACUUUGAGGAAAGACUCGUGAUCAGCUCCCCCACCCACCUGCCAUCCCACCAUAAUCCUAUGAGAAGGGUGUAAAAGAGGAAAGAUCUGGAGAUUCUUAUUGUUGAUUAGUUUCCAAUCAAUAUCCCCCCUCCUCAACAACUGGGUAAUAACCCCCCCCCCCUUUUUUUUUUACCAUCUGCAGAGAUCCUCUUUCAAGUGAAUGCACAUCUGAAUUAAUAUCUGCAGCAACACUGCUAUGCCCCACAUUAGGAACACAGAAAGCUGCUAUUUACCAAGUCAGACCAUAGGUCCAGCUAGCUCAGUAUUGAGUAAAUUACACAGAGGUAUAGUGACACUACAUAGUGCACUACACAGAGGUACUACACUACUCAGUAUUGUCUGCACUACACAGAUUAGCAGAGGCUUUUCCAAGGUUGCAGACAGGAGUCUCUCUCAGCCCUAUCUUGGAGAUAUCCGAUAAGGAGGGAACUUGGGGCCUUCUACAUGCAAGCAUGCAGAUGCUCUUCCCAGAGCAGCCCCAUCCCCUAAGGGGACUAUCUGACAGUGUUCACACACGUAGUGUCCCAUUCAAAUGCAAACUAGGUUGAAUCCUGAUUAGCAAAGGGGACAGUUCAUGCUUGCUAACAUAAGACCAUCUCUCCUCCCAUGAACUGGCUAGAAGCAUCUUUUGAUGCAAAGGGCAUUAAUGCAAAGGGCAUUGCAUGCAUAUCCAACUGGUCCACCAGAUAUUGUGCCUGGCUACCAGCUGACUUUGGGCCAUACACUUUAUAUCAUUUUAUUUGUUUAUCCAAUUUUGUAACCUCUUUCCCUCUAAACUGACCAAAGUGGUGGUAUAAUAUCAGGUUUUGAACCUUGGGUCCCCAAAUGUAGGGAUGUGCGAACUGGCUCGACCUUGAGCUGGUUUGACAUUGAACUGGUCUGGCUCGAGGUCGAGCUGAACCCUCACCCCCUGAGCAGGCUCGGGGCUGAUUUGUAGGUUCUAGAGUCUUAAACAUUUUUUUAAACUCACCAUUUGGCAGCAUCCUCAGGGGGUGCUGCCACAGCUGAGUGGGGGUGUCUGGUGAUUUCCCCCCCCCACCCCCCCACUGGCCUCACCCCAGUCUCCAAAGGGCCCUUACAGUCCAUUUUCGGGCUGUUUUGGCCCUUUCUCUGGUGAUGGUGGCCAUUUUGGAGGCCGCCGUGCAGGGUCGCAAAUGGCCAGGGUGCAUGCAUGGUGGCCUCCAAAAUGGCUGCCGCCACCACAGAAAGGGCUGAAGGACCCAAAACAGGCCAUAACGGCCCUUUGGAGACUGGGGGUGGCUGGCAGGGGGAGGGGGAAUUGCCAGAGAUCCCUUUGUGGCUGCUGCAGCACCACGCGAAGUUGCUGCCAAACCUGGUGGACCUGAUGAGUUAAAUUAAAAAAAAAAAAAAAGACUCUAGAACCCCUAAACCAACUUGAAUUUGAACCAAGUCUGGAGAGGGGUUGUUUGGGGCCACAACCUCCCCCCAAACCCUGAACAUGCCAGGUUGGGUUCGAGUCCAGUUCAGAAACUGGUUUUGUUCACACCCCUACCCAGAUGUUGUUGGACAACAACUCCCAUCUUCCUCAGGUGUCUGGGGAUAAUGAGAGCUGUAGUCCAACAACAUCUGGGAACCCAAAGUUGGGAACCCCUGAAAUAAUCCACAUAAACAGCCAUAAGCAACCGCAUUAAGGCCACUAAACUUGCCAAACCUGCCCUCCACCCAAAUCCCAAUUAAAAAUCAGAUAACGUUAUCCUUAACUUGGCAGCAAAACCUACAUAGAAUAGUCACCUGGUGAGUCAUCCUGGAGAAGCCGUUCCCUGGCUGCAGUGCCAAUGUCUGUCCUGAUAAUCCAUAGAUCUUGCCUCCCUAGUAACAUGGAGGGCUCCUCUGCAGAAUUCUGGGUUCCUCAAGCCCUUUCCCCUGCACAUGUAUGGACAUGCAUGCAAUCAUGUUUUUACAACUACCUAAUUUCAUCUUUCUGUGAUGUGGACUCUGCACAUAUAAGAAGCUUGACAGACCCUCCCCACUGAAUAAGGGUUGGGAUCACCUUUGCCUCUUGUUAAUGCAUUUGUCACACUCUAAUCUUGAGUCUGUAGGUGUGCCAGAAGUCGCAUUUGGUUCCGGUUCCAUACACUGUAUAAAAUACCACUGUCUACGUGUCUCAGUCUAAUGUUUUGUACAUAUAGGAGUGCCGACUUCUUGGCUUACUUGCUUGAGUUGCUCUUAGCCACCUUGGUGUGAUGCUCCUUGUUCACAUCUGCUCUCUGCAUCUGGCUUGCUGGUCCAGAUUGUGUGGGCGGAGGGACAAUGGACUGGCAUGGGAUCAUGCCCAAUAGAAUCAAGCAUAUAUCCACUGUUUCUUCUUAGUAAGUAUAUAAACCUUUCAUAUGCAUUAUCUCAACAUUCUCUAGCACAGGAAUUCCCAACCUUGGGUCCCCAGGUGUUGUUGGACUAUAAAGGUAAAGUGUGCCGUCAAGUCGAUUUUGACUCCUGGCGACCCCAGAGCCCUGUGGUUAUUAUUAUUAUUAUUACAUUUAUAUCCCGCUCUUCCUCCAAGGAGCCCAGAGCGGUGUACUACAGACUUGAGUUUCUCUUUCACAACAACCCUGUGAAGUAGGUUAGGCUGAGAGAGAAGUGACUGGCCCAGAGUCACCCAGCUAGUUUGAUGGCUGAAUGGGGAUUUGAACUCGGGUCUCUCCGGUCCUAGUCCAGCACUCUAACCACUACACCACGCUGGCUCCUGGUUGUCUUUUGGUAGAAUACAGGAGGGGUUUACCAUUGCCAUCUCCCGCGCAGUAUGAGGUGAUACCUUUCAGCAUCUUCCUAUAUCACUGCUGCCCAAUAUUAUUGGUACUAUUACCAUCAGGGAUUCGAACCGGCAAUCUUCUGCUUGUUAGUCAAGCAUUUCCCCACUGUGCCACUCACAGCCACAUUGUAGCUGGGGGUGAUGUGUGUGCUACAGAUGUGGGCUCUCAGAAUACCCAGCAAAUUCAUGGCAGAGUUGAGAUUUGAAAGGGAGACAUAAGGACAUAUGUUCUUAUAAAUUCUUACCCCAGCUCACUGAUCAUGCACCACCUCUAAAUGCAGACAGGCAAACACCUAAGGGACUCCCUGCUUCCUUUCCCCCAGAGUGCCCUCUAGUCUACUAUACCAAAAGAAGAUCUAAAAUGGAGUCGCCUAUAGCCUAAAUAAUUCUCAUCUGCCUUUCAGCAUGUGAAUGAGACUAGUGUACUUGUUCAAUUAACAGCUGCUGGCUGGGCCCCUCUGAAGAAUUGGACCAUAGCAUGAAAGAUGGAGGGAGAUUAUCUCUGUUUUUGCCCACUCUAUGGUCCUAAUCCAGAUCACCCUCCCUCAACUGCUGUUGCUUGCCCAGAGGUGGGCAGGGGGGAGUUCCCCUUGACACCAAUGGGAGCUUCCUUCCCAGCCACAAUGGAUCCAGUCUAGAUUGGGACCAUGGUGGGAGUAGUGGAUUAACCCUUCCUCCAAGCUGUGGGUCUCAAUCCAUGAGGGUCAAUCUGACUCUGAUCUGCUCAAGCCUUUGGGCAGUGGUGUCGUCCUCUGAUUAAUAUUGAUGGUGUUCUUUCUGACUGCUGCCUGAUAUUUUUAUUUUGUGCUGUGUUUUUUUAUUAUCUCUGUUUUGUUUUUUGCUUUAAUUGUGUCUUUUAAUGUUAUUUUUAUUCUGUUGUAAACUGCCUUAUGGAUGAAAGGUGGUUUAUAGGUAAAAGGUAGUUUAAAACUGAAAUGUAAACAAAUUAAUUGGGGAAAAGAAGCAGCAAACAUGCUAAUCCUAAUCACGUGCUUAAAGUAAUUUCUUGUUUGAUCCAGGGGCUUCUGAAUCCUGACUGUCAGUUGUAAAGUUCUGUCAAAUAUUAAAUCCUAUUACAGGCCAGUCCUCAAUACUGCAAAAUAUGAUAAACCAGCCAUUUCCAAACUCUCUCUCUCUCUGAAAAUCCUGGGUUCUUAUCAAUAUUUCCUCAAUGACAAAAUCAGUAAUGGUGAGUAAGCUUCCAAAAAUAUAGUCUGCUCACUACUACUGAUUUUCCAUUGCAAUGCACAAGGGAAAACAGGGGGUGUUCUGGGGAACUUUCAUUUCACAAAGGCCAACACUGGGCUCUUCCAGAUGAUGAUGUUUUCCAGUUUCAACACAAAUUUCAAUGGGAGAUAAAACAAGAGAUCUACAUGAUGCUCAAGGGUGUCACAUAAUAUUCUUAGAGCCAUCUUUUGGCAAUCUGAGCUAAGCGGUGUCUUUUCAAAUUCCUUUUUAUUCAAACUUGGAGGGGGGGGGAGCCAGCUUUUUUUAAUGAAUUGCCACAGAUUUCCAACAGAUGGCGCUAGGAAUAUUACAUGAUAUCUUUAAAUGUUGUGUGUGGAUUUCUUGUUUCGUUUCCCAUUGUGGUUUGCACUGAAGCUGGAAUGUAUCGCCAUCUGGAAAAGCCUGAGGCCCAGCAAGGAACGGUUCUGUUAUAAACACUGUACUCUUGACCAUUAUGAUUCACCAACCUGUUGGUCUGUCCUUUCUGUUUAUCCGACUCUAGGAUUUCAACCUAAAGCUUCAAGCUAAUAUAUGCAUGGAGCUCUCAUUAGUCUAUACCCCUCUUCAGUUCUUUAAUGGAUGCAAGUAUGAGAUUACCUCAGCUCGGAAGUGAAUGAGGAAGGUUCUUGCUCAUGUGAGGAACUCCAAACGUACUUUGAAGCUCCCACAUGUGCAAAGAGCUGCUUGUCAGAGAUGUGUGUGCUUGCGCUAUAUUAGUUAUGGCUCAUAUGUCAUUUGCACAUUGCAUCUUGGUGUGCGUCACCCAGUGAUGUGGGAUUUCUGGAAAACUUUGAAUUGGAUAGUUUUUCAUGCAACUUGCCCUCAUUUGCAUAAAAUCCACAGAAGAUAUUUUUCCUCAGAAAAUUUCACUAUGCAGAUUUCCCAGCGCCCUAGGUAGCUUGUGAUCUAAUCUGGCAUGUUAUUUCCAGUGAUCUGGGAUGGAAAUUUUUCUGCAGAAAAAUUUGGUAGUGGAAAGUUUUCUGCCGCACAUCACUGCCGCACAUCAAUGUAUAUGCAGGCUAGAGUUUGUUUAACAUUCCCUGUGUGCUCCACCAAGACUCUUCCUUAUUUUUGCUAUAAUGGACUUACACCGUCGGAAGGGUGUAAUUAACUUGUGUUUCUAGAAGUACUGGUGCCUAAAGGAUGAUUCUGUCUCACACAGUCUGUACAAGUUUGAACCUUGAUGGAAGAACAACCCCCCUUGGCUUAAGCAUGGAAUCUCUUUACCUGCAUGCAGUUGACCUGCUCCAUGUAUGCCACAAGCAAGACCUCUUCUCCUAGUGUGCAUGCAUAUAAGGAUUAACACACGAAUGUAAAUUUUUUCAGUGUUAAACAGAACCUGAGCAUUAUGUAUGUAGUUUGUAUGUUAUCUGGGGCUGUCACCCAAUUAAGGAUCUCUACUAGAAGAAAUUAGUUUUAGUCAAAUAAUCAGUUUAAUUUGCCUAUAGGUAUAAAUAAUCACUCUGAAGCAAAAAGAAAAAAAGAAUACUUUUGUUAUCUUUAGAUGUAGUAGACAUUUCAGAAGAGGCAUUUCUUCCUGUGUGAGGGAGAAGGGAGAGUUCCUCUUCCACAAUGAUGCUUGUCAUCUGCAGUUUGUACAUGUACCUGUGUUAAAAAAAAUGUAUUAAACUUGCUACUGGAUUGACUGGAGGCAGCCUUUUAAUCAAUCAAAAGGUUUUUAGAUCAGCUAACUUGAUGACACAUUUUACCUUUACCUUUAAUCUAUUAUUUAUUUAUUUGACAUAUUUAUAUACCACCCAAAACUUAGGUCUCUAGGCAGUUUACAAUAAAACAAUAGAAAUUAAAACAAAAUUAAAAUGUUAAAACAUUAAAAUAAUUUAAAACUUAACACAACGUUAAAAGCUGUAAGCCUAAUUAAAAGUCAGGGUGAACAAAUGUGUCUUAACUGCCUUUUAAAAAGUUGUCAGAGAUGGGGAGGCUCUUAUUUAAGCAGGGAGCCCAUUCCAAAGCCUCGGGGCAGCAACAGAGAAGGCCUGGAGAAUCUAACCAAAUAAUCAAAUAAAUGUUGUGGGCCUAACAUGAUUGUGUAUGUGUGCGUGCACACACACACAUCUGUAAAAUGUUCCACACUAAUCUGCUUUUGUUUGUUGUGCAUAGAUUGCAUGUACAUACAUGUGCCACUAUGUAGUGCUAUAUUGACAGACCUAGAGUUACCAUGUGGUUGUUUGUAACUCUGGCCCAUCAUGUUUUUUGCUAUUCAGUAUUGAGGGGCGGGGAGUAAAGUGACACGUGCUUAAAUAAAUUAGCAUUUGCAAAUGAAA